Molecule: messenger RNA, 1299 nt
Organism: Hyaloscypha bicolor E
Lineage: Eukaryota; Fungi; Ascomycota; Leotiomycetes; Helotiales; Hyaloscyphaceae
Exons: 3
Coding region: 1-1299 (432 amino acids)
Source: RefSeq, a predicted model, not a curated record
AUGGGUGCUGAGCUGUCCGCUGGGGUGGCUCAGAUGGCCUCUGGUCAACAAGCCUCCGGUCAGCAAAAUACGGCCAAGUACGAAACUGAUCCCAAUCUCCAGCGUACCGCAGGUAUCCCGUGCAUCGUCUGCGGCGAAGACGCACUCUGGAUUCGCGACACUUGCUCGCAGUGCAAGGAGGCCCAAUACUGCUCCGAGGCUUGCAAGGCCACCGACGCCCGAUUCCACAAGCUCCUAUGCACGUCUUUGAAGUACUUUACCGAACCCCCGAAUAAUGGCUACAGACGCGCUGUCGUCUUCGACUAUGACAGUGAUGAGCCUCGAUUUGUCUGGAUUCUUGUCAAGACGGUUGGUGGUGCCGAAUCUCCGGAGCACUACUUGGCUACGUUGAUCGAAGGCCAAGUGGGCUGUAUUCCGAUCGAUACGAAUGCUGUCCGCGGCCGGGUCUUGCAGAACCGAAUUACCGUCUACUUCAGCAAGGACGAGAACGUUAUCAAGCUUGAGAAUGAAUGUGUUGCUGCUGUCGUCAAGGCUGCUAAGCCUUGGGAUGGCAUGACCGAGAGUUCGACCGAUGCUUGGCACGGAACCUACGUCUUCAUGGCCCACAGCGGCUUCAACAAUUUCAGCUUUCGUGAUAUCACGUUCGCCGACUUCAGACAUAUUGUCGACUUCCUCUCGGUCCACGGUCGUGUCUCUACUAGUCCUUCUACCUGGGUAGGUCGAGCUAAGAAGAUUGAAGCCGUUCGCAUUCACGCCUUUGAAGCGGAGGCGCUACAAUUCGAGCAGCUCUACCUCCCACAAGACCACCCCAAGGUUCUCGGACGCCUCGAGAAUCCAAUCAAGGACGAGAAACGCCUCGCUCACUAUGAUAUUCCUGGAGCAUUGAGUAUUCCCCUUUGUUGGACUGAAGGACCGCGCGAUGGGCACGUUGAAGUUUGCCCCGAUCACGCGCCCCUUACAAAUGAAGUUGACUUCGUGCGAUGUUGCUUGAUUCCGGAGAUGGAGGAUCGGUUCCACUCUUGCGGCCCACAUAGGCAAAUGGACUACACAUUUAUCCGAGAGGAUUUGGUCGAUCUUAAGAAGGAACAUAUGAUGGCCAUGAGCGACUUCUGUGUCGAUAAGAUCAUGGGCCUGCAGGAUAACAAUACAUACCAGACCGAGAAGGCUAGGAAGUAUCGUGACAUCGCCACAAAGAAAGCCUUUGAGGGGUAUUGGAAGAAAUGCAAGAGAAACUACGGCUGGGACAAGAAGCUUCUGUCUCCGUAUGAGGCGGAUACACAGGAUGAGAUGGAGGAAUGA